AUGUCUGACAAUAUCAAGGACAAAACAGAAGAGGAACUGAGCGCUCUUCUCGAUCAAACUUUGAGUGAAUUCGAUAGUCCACCAGCUCCAAAACCACGAAACACUGACGAUGAACUCGACGAAUUAAUGGCUUCAGCUGAUCAAGAAGCUGCCCAAAAAGCUGCUAAAGAUUUCCAGAAAAUGCUCGAACAAAUGGUUACACUUCAGGAAGAAGCCAUGAAAAAGGCCGAAACCGAAGCUCAAACAGGCACCGGAAAUCAAGAAUUCGAUCCAAAUGAUCCGGAAGCAUUGGCUAUGAUGGAUGCAUUGAAACAAUUGAUGGAAUGCUCAUCGAAUGUGGCAAAUGCAAGUAAUCCAGAGGAAUUCAUGGCUGGACUCGAUAUGCUUCGCUCUCCAAAUUCACCGAUGGAACCAUUUAUGAGUAUGAUUAUGCAGACACUGGCAUCGAAAGAAGUGAUGUAUCCUCCAUUGAAAGAGAUUUUCGAUAAUUAUCCGAAAUAUUUGGAAGAGAAUGGAGCUAGUUUGGACGCUGCAACAAAAGAAAGAUAUGAGAAACAAUUUGAGGUUCUCGGGAAAAUCUGUUCGGAAUUCGAAAAGCAACCCGACGCAGCCGAAGUUGCUCUACCGGAUGCCGCCACUGAACCAGGUGCUCAACCUAAUCCAGAUGCCGCUGAUAUCCAACAUUUCGAAUUACUCGGAAAGUUGCUCGUCGAGCUUCAACAGUACGGAUAUCCACCAAAAGAACUCGUCGGAGCACUUCCAGAAGGAUGGCAAAUUGAUGAGAACGGUCUUCCAAAGGUCGCUGACGCCGCUGCCGCCACUGAAGCUUGUACCAUCAUGUGA
This is a messenger RNA of Caenorhabditis remanei, 843 nucleotides long. RefSeq lists its product as uncharacterized. Lineage: Eukaryota; Metazoa; Nematoda; Chromadorea; Rhabditida; Rhabditidae. The transcript has 3 exons. The record is from RefSeq and is a predicted model, not a curated record. Gene Ontology annotation, biological process: protein import into peroxisome membrane. Gene Ontology annotation, cellular component: peroxisomal membrane; peroxisome. The coding region runs from base 1 to 843 and encodes 280 amino acids.